This is a messenger RNA of Paramecium tetraurelia, 839 nucleotides long. RefSeq lists its product as uncharacterized. The record is from RefSeq and is a predicted model, not a curated record. Lineage: Eukaryota; Ciliophora; Oligohymenophorea; Peniculida; Parameciidae. The transcript has 8 exons.
AUGAAUGUUGAAGAAAUAAAAUAUAAGUUGAAAGAAUUGCAUAAAAAAUAAUAGGAGAGCUUAAGUAAGAGAAAAACUUUGAUCAAAGAAAUUAAAAGCAUGCCUUUUUAAAGGAACAUUAAUAAAAACAAGAAAUUAAAGGAUGAGAACGAUAAGAAUUUUUUGAAGACUUUUGUAAUAAAUCUUGACGGCGCAAAGGAGGAACGUGCAGAAAAGUAAAAGUAGCUUGAUCAAAAAGUACCCAUUGCCUUAAAAGAGAAAGAUAGAAGAAUAGUAAAAUGUCUAUUUGGAAACCAUUUACAAAGAGCAAAGCAAGAUUUAGAUGGAGAAAAAUAGAAAUUAGACAAACAAAUAGAGAUAAAUAAAAGAUUGGAGGAUAAAGAAAGGCAAGAUUUGAUGGCCUUCAAAGAAAAUUAGGAUAAAAAAAAAGAAAAAUUAGUGACAGAAAGAAAGUUAUUGGAAAGAGAGUUGGCAGCUGAUGAGUUUAGAAGACAAUAAUUGUUAUUAGAGCUCUAAUUAAAAACAAUGAGAGAAUUCUUUAUCACAAAAACAGCUCCAUAUUUGUUAUGGCAACCAGUUAAAACAAAUGAAGGAAUGAAUCCACUUAAAGAAUACAGUAAUGAGCGAUUCAAUGAAAUGGAAAAAGAUCUAAAGGAGAAAUUACAGAAAGCAUACUAAUAAUUUAUUGAUUUUUAAAGUCAGAAAAUAAAGGAAUAGACUAUCGAACAAGAGCAGGAGAGUUCUCAAUCAGAAAGUGAGGAUUCCUAAGAGAAACCAAAAGAAGAAGGGUAAGAAUGAUGAAAAAUUAUAGGUAAUAAUUAAAUAUUCGACAUCUCUUC